UGCCAAAAUAUCAAUAUCUAAUUGUCAGUGUCAAAUCUUUUCAAACAAAAAUUAUAAAUACCUACGAGUUCCGGAAUCUACAAAAUAAAAACAAAUGUACUUUAUAAGCAUAACUAGUUGUAUGAGAAAAAAUAUAAAUAGUUUCGGCAGUCUACACUAAAGUAGCGUAGCGAAUAAAACCUAAAUUCAUUUUCAUGGGAGGGGAAGUCUGUCCAGCUGUUUUGAAAGCUGCGUAAAUAUAAUAAUAAAAGAAUAAAAUGUGCAAAAGUUAUAAUUAUAAACUAUAGGAAAUUAACAUAUAAUAAAAAAAAUGCAUAAGCAAUAAAUAAUUAUUGUCGAAAAAUGUGAAACUAAAUCAUUGAUAAUAUUAUUUAUUACUAUGAAAAUGCCAAAAAAAUUAGUCUUUUUGAUUAUUAUCGCCUUAUUAUCACUGUUAAUAUGGAUUUACCACACUUCAAAUUUCAAAUACAACAAUACUAUCCUCGUUUUAAAACAAAACAACUAUUUCCGAAGUACUCUCUCACAACCUUCCAAUACAUCUUGUAAUCGAAAUCCAUUUCUUGUGAUAAUCGUCACCUCAUAUGUGGGACAUGUUGAACUCAGAAGUGCUCACAGAAGGGCAAUGCCUCCAGAAUACUUAUCAUCUCUAAGAGUGACAAGAGUAUUUUUGUUAGCGAAAAUUCCACCAAAUGAAAGGUAUAUAACGCAAGAAGCUAUCAUUGAUGAAAGUAAUACAUUUGGAGAUAUACUCCAAGGCUCUUUCUAUGAAAACUACAGAAAUCUCACAUACAAACACCUCAUGGGAUUAGAGUGGGCAUCAUCUACUUGCAGAAAUGCAACCUACAUACUAAAAGUUGAUGAUGAUAUUGUUUUCAACUUUAAUCGUACCUAUCAUUUUCUUAAAAAACUACCAAAAGGAGACAGAAAUCUCUUAAUGGGUUAUAUUUUAAAUAGUACUGUUCCGAAAAGGAAUAAAGAAAACAAAUGGUUUGUUACAUUUGAAGAAUAUAACAGAAAUAUAUACCCACCAUAUUUAUCUGGCUGGUACUACAUCGUCAGUCCAAAAAUUGCAUCUAUGAUAUGUGAUGAAGCAAUGUACAACACAUUUUUCUGGAUAGAUGAUAUUUUUGUUACUGGCCUCCUGACUGAGUCUCUUGGCUUAAAAUUGAAAGAACUCCCUAAAAACUAUUGGUUGGAGUAUUAUGAACUUCUUGAAUGUUGCCUUCGAGAUAUGAUUAAAAAAUCUAUAAGAUGUGACUAUGUUGUUGGCCCUAAUGGAGGUAGGAACAAUUUAAUAGUUGAAUUUAAUGAAGCUUAUAGUAAUUGCCAAAAAAAAAAUUGUACAUUGAGGCCAAAAGACCAUGAAUUAAAGACAGAGUGUGUUGUGUAUAAAGAUAGAGAUAUAUUUAGUGAUGGAGAAGCUGAAGUGUACAGUAUUAACUUGUAAAUAGAAAAGUUUAUCAAGAAAUUUAAACAAUAUACAAGGCAUUACACUAUCAGUAUCAAAUGCCCAUCAAAGCUAACAAAGAAUACAAAAAAUGAUAAACAAAAUUUACCAAUCUACAAUGGAGAAGCAUGAGGUAAUAAGCAUAAAGCAGCAUUUACAGCAGAAAACGGCCUAUACUAAUCAGUUUGACAUUAACUGGUUCAGUUUGUAUAAGAAACAAUUUCUUUAUAUAUCUAGUGAUAGAUGGCUUUGUAGUCACAAAUAUUUCACCAGCUACCUGCUUUUACAGUUUUUAAAUAUUUAUUACUAUUUAAUUAUUCUUGAAUUUUAUAUUCUUUAGAAUACUGUGAUCACUUUUGUCUGUUUUAACUAUAAAUAUACUUGAUAUAGAUGUAAA
Melitaea cinxia (Glanville fritillary) is the source of this 1844-nucleotide messenger RNA. RefSeq names its product beta-1,3-galactosyltransferase 5-like. Gene Ontology annotation, molecular function: hexosyltransferase activity. Gene Ontology annotation, cellular component: membrane. NCBI's taxonomy places the organism in Eukaryota, Metazoa, Arthropoda, Insecta, Lepidoptera, Nymphalidae. Bases 380 to 1447 code for a protein of 355 amino acids. The transcript is spliced from 3 exons. The record is from RefSeq and is a predicted model, not a curated record.